Macrosiphum euphorbiae (potato aphid) is the source of this 1251-nucleotide messenger RNA. Lineage: Eukaryota; Metazoa; Arthropoda; Insecta; Hemiptera; Aphididae. The record is from the annotation of a GenBank genome assembly.
AUGAGUGAUCAAUUACAAAUUGCAAGUGCAGCGUUCAUCGUAAUGUGUGAGCUUGCGAAAAAGAAAGAAAAAAAAAAUGUUCGUAAAAGACGAUGGUGGAUGUCACAAAUUUAUAGAGAUAACGAAGAUAGAGGCUCCAACAUGAUAAACAGUAUUAAAAAUGACGUAAAUGUAUUUCACUUUCAAAAUUUCACCAGAAUGUCUUCAGAAGAUUUUGAAAAAAUAAUUUGCCUUGUUGGCCCACUUAUAUACAAACAAAAUACUAAUAUGAGACCUGCUAUUACAGUCCAAAUACGAUUAGCAGUGACGUUACGAUUUCUCGCUACAGGAGAUUCGUAUAGUAGCUUGCAAUAUCUGUUUAAAAUUUCUAAACAGAUCAUUUCUACUAUAAUUCCAGAAGUUUGUAGCGCACUUGUUAAAGUAUUGAAGACAUAUGUAAAGAUGCCUUCUACUCCAAAUGAAUGGCUAAGAAUUGCUGAACGAUUUGGAACAAUGUGGAAUUAUCCAAAUUGUAUAGGAGCAAUGGACGGAAAGCACGUAGUCUUACAAUCUCCAAUUAAUAGUGGUAGUGAAUUCUACAACUAUAAGUCUUUUUUUAGUAUUGUUCUGUUUGCAUUAGUUGAUGCAGAUUAUAAUUUCCUUUUUGUCGACGUUGGAUGUCAAGGAAGGAUAUCGGACGGAGGUGUAUUCAAAAAUAGUGAACUAUUUAGAAAAAUCGAAAGAGGGAAUUUGAACUUACCACCCCCGAUGCCAUUGCCAGGAAAAAACAUUGACUUGCCAUAUGUGAUUCUUUCAGAUGAAGCAUUUGCCUUAACAACUAACGUUAUGAAGCCAUAUUCUGGGACACAUAAUGUAGGAUCAAAGGAAAGAGUUUUCAAUUACCGUUUAAGUCGUGCUCGAAGAACUGUUGAAAACGUGUUUGGAAUUUCAUCUGCAGUUUUUCGAGUAUUAAGGAAACCUCUUUUAUUGGAACCCGAAAGAGCCCAAAUUGUUGUCAUGGCAAUUGUUCAUCUACACAACUUUUUGCGACAAAGUAAAACGUCUAAAAAUAUAUACAAUCCACCAGGGACUUUUGAUAGAGAAGAAGAAGGCCAGAUAAUACAUGGAAGUUGGAGACGAGGGGAAAAUGCAUCAUCACUACUACCUAUAAGAAAUAUACCUCGCCGACCUCCUCUUAAUGCACAAGAAAUAAGGGAACAAUUUGCAGAUUAUUUUUUAACAGAUGGAAGUUUACCGUGGCAAAAUGCUUAA